This is a messenger RNA of Arctia plantaginis, 726 nucleotides long. The record is from the annotation of a GenBank genome assembly. NCBI's taxonomy places the organism in Eukaryota, Metazoa, Arthropoda, Insecta, Lepidoptera, Erebidae.
AUGGCACACUGGAACUUACGCGUGCCGUCACAAAUAACGAACGUUCCGGAUACGCUAAUUCAUGUGAUCUCAUCAGUUUCAUUUAUACACUGCCAGAUUAAUUUGGAAAGAAAAAUGUCGGACGGUGCACAGACGACAAAAGCUGUACAGGAGGUGACGGAAGGAGUAAAGGACGUCAAGUUGGAGAACGGGAAUGCGUCGGGAGCAGUCAAUGGAACAUCCAACAAAGAGGACGGUUCAAUAUCAUUCAAGGAAGCGUUUAAGGCGUUUUCAAAGUUUGGGGAUCCAAAGUCAGAUGGUAAAACCAUUACGCUCUCACAAAGCGACAAGUGGAUGAAGCAAGCAAAGGUGAUCGACGGUAAGAAGAUCACGACCACAGAUACAGCUAUUCACUUCAAAAAAUUGAAGUCUUUGAAACUCGGCAGCGAUGACUAUCAGAAAUUUCUUGACGAUUUAGCUAAAAGUAAAAAGGUUGAACUAAGCGAAAUACUCAAGAAGCUGACUAGCUGUGGACAACCUGGAGUCGUUACACACGUGACCAAAUCUCCUGCAGCCGCAGCAGCUGUCGACCGAUUAACGGACACAAGCAAGUAUACCGGAUCACACAAGCAAAGGUUCGACGAAACUGGCAAAGGCAAAGGCAUAGCCGGCAGAAAGGACGUCGUUGAUGCUUCUGGGUACGUCUCGGGAUACCAACAUAAGGAUACGUACAACAAAGGCAACUAA